AUGUGGCUUGGAGAUACCAAGAUUCUCGAAAACGAAAUUCCUUUUGCCUCCGGUAAGGGUGUUGGUCUUGCUAACAUUAAUGCAUUGGAAGCAAUAGCCGGUAAAUGUAAUGUUGUUUGUGUCUCCAAGGACCGAAGGAACCCGCAACGAUCUGAUGAUGAACUUAAAGCAACGAACUUCAUCUUUUAUCGUACCUUUGAUGUUGAAAAUUGUACGAUAUCCGACAAGAUGGAUAAAAGGGUUGGUGGAAUCAAAAUUAAAUACGUAUUUAAUGCAUUAGUCGGUAGCUUGGAUACACGGUUUUUUCUAUACCAAUCUUUGAGAAGGAGUGUGAGAAUUUCCUUGAAGGAACAAAGUCAAGUUCGCUUUGGUGAUUGA
Messenger RNA from Lactuca virosa, 378 nucleotides. The record is from the annotation of a GenBank genome assembly. Lineage: Eukaryota; Viridiplantae; Streptophyta; Magnoliopsida; Asterales; Asteraceae.